This is a messenger RNA of Pogoniulus pusillus (Red-fronted tinkerbird), 1683 nucleotides long. RefSeq names its product solute carrier family 22 member 13-like. NCBI's taxonomy places the organism in Eukaryota, Metazoa, Chordata, Aves, Piciformes, Lybiidae. Gene Ontology annotation, cellular component: membrane. Gene Ontology annotation, biological process: transmembrane transport. Gene Ontology annotation, molecular function: transmembrane transporter activity. Bases 1 to 1683 code for a protein of 560 amino acids. The transcript has 10 exons. The record is from RefSeq and is a predicted model, not a curated record.
AUGCCCCAGUGCAGCCUGCCCAUAGAGGCAGUCACCAUGGCUGAGUUUGGAGAGCUCAUGAAUGUUCUGGGGGAGUUUGGGCCAUAUCAGAAAUUGGUGGUACUGUUCACCUCUCUCCCACAGUUUCUUCUUCCAUUCCAGAUGAUUGGCCAAGAGUUCAUGGUUCUGGAUGUGCCACAUCACUGUGACACCAGCUGGAUUCGUGCUGUCGGCCCCAACUUGACGGAGGAAGAGCAGCUGAACCUCACCCUGCCCCGAGAUGCAGCCGGGGCAUACGAGCAGUGCUCCAUGUACUCGCCGGUGGACUGGGACCUGGACUCCAUCAGGACCUACGGCCUGAAUGCCACGGAGAAGUGCCGCAGUGGGUGGGUGUACCCUCCAGGACAGCCACCAUCCCUGCUGACCGAGUUUGACCUGGUGUGUGACAGGAAGGACCUGAAUGACAUCUCCCAGUCUAUCUACAUGGCAGGGCUUCUCCUAGGAUCCAUAAUCCUUGGGACACUGAGUGACAGGAUCGGCCGCCGGCCAGCCUUUCUGAUCUCCAUCUGCCUCUAUGGCUUGUUUGGGCUAGGAGCUGCCUUUGCGCCCCAUCUCUAUGUGUACAUAGCCUUCAGGUGUGUCGUGGGGGCUGCAGUGUCAGGAAUUCUGAUCACUGCCUUGACCUUGGGUACAGAAUGGGUUGGUGCCUCCUCCCGGCCCAAGGCAGUGCUUCUCAGCCACUGCCUUUCUGCCCUCGGGCAGAUGGCUUUGGCUGGAGUCAGUUAUGGAAUUCGCAACUGGAGGCUGCUGGAGAUAGCAGGAUCUGCUCCAAUGUUGGCCCUUUUAUUCUACAUCUGGGUGCUACCAGAAUCAGCUCGAUGGCUGGUAACAAAAGGCAGAAUAGAAGAAGCCAAGAAGGUCCUUCAGAAAGCAGCAUCCUUCAACAAGUGCACCAUCCCACCAGAGCUGCUUGAGCAGCUGAAAGGUUUGAAACAGACCAAGUCUGGAAGCAUUCUGGACCUCUUUCAGAAUAAACACCUCCGUAAGGUGACGCUGAUCAUGUCACUCACCUGGUUUGCAGACAGUCUUGUCUACUAUGGGUUGAGCCUCAGCGUGUCAAGUUUUGGUCUGGACGUCUACCUGACACAGCUUGCCUUUGGGGCAGUGGAGUUACCAGCUCGUCUGUCCUGCAUUUUCCUGCUUGAGUGGUUUGGGAGGAAGAAAACCCAGGCAGUUCUCCUGCUGCUCUCAGGCUUGAUGUGUCUCAUCAUCGCUGGCAUUCCUCAAGAUCAGACUGUGGCCAUCACUGUCCUGGCCAUCAUCGGCAAGUUUACAGCCACAGCCUCUUUCUCCAGCUCCUAUGUCUAUAUUGCAGAGCUCCUCCCCACAAUCAUCAGACAGACCGGCGCAGGACUAUGCUCCAUGUCAGCACGGAUUGCAGGGAUCAUGGCGCCCCUGAUCCGUCUCCUGGGAGAGUUCCACCAGGCCAUCCCCAUGGCCGUCUUUGGGAGUCCCCCUGUGGUUGUGGGGCUGCUCUGCUUCCUGCUGCCUGAGACCCGUGGCAAUCAGUUAGCAGACAGCACAGGAGAGGCCACUCCUAAGCCCAGAAGCAACAAGCUGGAAGUUUUGCCCAAGAAAGGCACCACAGAGGAUGGAGUAGACUUGGAGAAGGAUGUAUACCAAAGCUCAGAGAACAAGUUAUGA